CAUGCAGAAAUGAGCGAACGAAGUGCAGUGAAAGAGAGAUUGCUACACUUGUGAUGCCACAUUGAUCUGGGGCUCAUUUUCCACUUAAAUAUGCUGGUUGAUUUAAAAGACACGGCACAUGGGAAGACUUGGAAAAGUAUAAUCAAUAGAAAAGAUUGAAUCAGAUGCACAUCUAUAUAUUAAACAAUAAGCUAUUGCAAUCCCCCAUCAAGGAAAUUAAGCAGCAAGUAGCUAGUUUACCAAAUCGAGGAAAACUAUGCCUCUGCACUCGCUCUACUACUCUUUGUUGCUUUGUGGGCUUAUUAUUAUGAGCCUUGCCUUUUGUUUCAAAGAAGCAGCAGUAGCAACACCAACACGAGGCUGCUCGGAAGUGGAACGGGACGCCCUGCUCGACUUCAAAGCCAACGUCAAAGAUCCUUCCCACCGUUUGGCCUCCUGGUCUCCACAGAUUGACUGCUGCAAAUGGAGUGGCGUCGUAUGCAAGACGACCAACAACGCAACUUUGUUCGGAGGCCACCGUGUGGUGGAGCUCAACCUUCAAAAUCCAAAUGUUGAUAAUGAGCAAACUUUCCAUACGGCUCUGCGAGGUGAGAUACUGAGUCCUUCUUUGUUGAACUUGACUCGGUUAGAGCGGUUGAAUCUAAGUUGGAAUGACUUCGAAGGAGCUCAAAUUCCACAAUUCAUUGGCUCAUUUUUGAAUCUCAAGUAUCUUGAGCUUUUUUGGUCCAACUUUGCUGUAGUCAUUCCUUCUCAACUUGGCAAUCUGUCGAGCCUUUAUCAUCUUGGGCUGCAGUCAGGAUGGGGUGCGACCCGAAUUGCCCAUCGUUUGGAUUGGCUCUCAGGGCUCUCUUCUUUGAGGUACCUCGACCUUACCCAAGUGAAUCUCAGUGCAGUCUCUCAAAAUUGGUUGUCGGAGGUCAACAUGCUGCCUUCCCUGCAAGAAUUAUAUUUGUACGGCUGUGAUCUUAAUCACAUCCCUUCUUCAUUUAAUUCUCAUCUCAAUCUCACUUCUCUCGAAAUUCUUGACCUGGAAGGCAAUCCCUUCUACUCCUCCUCCUCCUUGCCCAAUUGGCUGUUUCGACUCACUAAUCUCUCAUUGCUUAGAAUUGAUGCUUCAGGACUGAUACCUGCUGGAAUCAGUAACUUAACUAGACUAAUUCAACUUGAUAUUUCUGGCAACAUAUCUAGUCCCCUACCUGUAGAAAUCUGGAGUCUUAAUCAUCUAAUACUACUUGACCUUAGUGACAAUGAAAUGCUAACAGGUACCAUACCCGUAGAAAUUGCAAAUUUAAGUAGUCUACAAUCAUUGUUUCUUUCUGAUUGUUCACUUAAUGGUCAAAUACCUUCUGAAAUGGGAAACUUGAAUAGUCUAACAACACUCGACCUUUCUUUUAAUUCACUUUCGGGUCCCAUACCUAUUGAGAUUGGGAACUUGACUAGUCUAAUAAAUCUUGACCUUUCUUUUAAUUUACUUUCAGGUCCCAUACCUACUGAGAUUGGGAACUUGACUAGUCUAUUAAGUCUUGAGCUUUCUUCUAAUUCACUUUCGGAUCCCAUACCUACUGAGAUUGAGAACUUGACUAAUCUAAUAAGUCUUGACCUUUCUUAUAAUUCCCUUUCGGGUCCCAUACCUAUUGAGAUUGGGAAACUUUCCAAGUUACAAGUUUUAUUUCUUUCCAAUUGUUCACUUAAUGGUCAAAUACCUUCUGAAAUUGGAAACUUGACUAGUUUAAUAAGUCUCGGCCUUUCUUAUAAUUCAUUUUCGGGUCCCAUACCUACUGAGAUUGGAAAACUUUCCAAGUUACAAGUUUUAUUUCUUUCCAAUUGUUCACUUAAUGGUCAAAUACCUUCUGAAAUUGGAAACUUGACUAGUUUAAUAAGACUCGACCUUUCUUAUAAUUCACUUUCGAGUCCCAUACCUACUGAGAUUGGGAAACUUUCCAAGUUACAAUUUUUAUUUCUUUACAAUUGUUCACUUAAUGGUCAAAUACCUUCUGAAAUUGGAAACUUGACUAGUUUAAUAAGACUCGACCUUUCUUAUAAUUCAUUUUCGGGUCCCAUACCUAUUGAGAUUGGAAAACUUUCCAACUUGAAGGAUUUAUACUUGAGGGAAAACUCUCGAAUUACCAUUUCAUUAGACUAUGACUCGAUCCCUUCUUUUCAAUUAGAAAGCCUUGACUUGGCAUCUUGUACAGCAGUGGGUCCUAGGUUUCCACAAUGGCUCCACUCACAGAAAUCCAUGUCUGUGUUGAGUUUGUCCAAUACAAGCAUUAAUGACAUCCUACCUCAUUGGUUUUGGAAUUCAUCUUCUUCCACCUUUUCGGUUAUUGAUCUCUCUCAUAAUAAGCUUAGGGGUACUUUGCCAUCAUCGAUCGAGGUCAUACGAAGCCUUGAAUAUAUAAAUCUACGUUCUAAUAAACUGGAAGGACUUGUUCCUCGUUGGACACUUCAAAUCUGGGCCCUAGACCUAUCUUUUAAUGAUUUUUCUGGGCCUAUACCAUCAUCAAAAAUUUCACCAUUCAACUUAAUCCUUUCGAAUAAUCACUUCAAUGGGAGCAUACCAUCUUUCAUUUGCAAAUCGGAGCAAUUAGAGGGUUUGGAUUUAUCCUACAACAAAUUAUCCGGAGAGAUACCCAAGUGUUGGAAAGAAGCAAAUACGAACCUUUACUUUAUUCACUUGGGAAACAAUAAGCUCACCGGUGAAAUUCCUAGCUCCAUUGGAAACUUGAUUGGAUUGAGGUCUUUGCAUUUGGACAAUAAUGAUCUCAGUGGACAACUUCCAAUGUCAUUACAAAAUUGCACUGAACUACGUGUCAUUGAUCUCACGGGCAACAACUUUUUAGGAAGUAUACCUACGUGGAUGGGACAAAGUUUGCAACAAUUGACUGUUCUUAUAUUACGGUCAAAUAUGUUUUCUGGCAUUAUUCCUUCAAAUCUCGGAGAACUGAGCAAGCUUCAUGUUCUUGACCUUGCCAAUAACAAUUUAAGAGGGUCUAUACCAUGUUCCUUUGGCAAUUUCAGUACAAUAAGAUUGACAUCAAGAGCAACCGAUGACACAAUUUCAAUUGAAGGAUCAAUCGAUGAUAUUUCAAUUGAAGGAUCAAUCGAUGAUUUUGAAUAUGGAGAAAGUGAUAGUGUAUCAAUAGUUACAAAGGGAUAUAAAUAUAGAUUUUCAUCUAUUCUCUAUUUGGUGAAGAUUAUAGAUCUUUCAAGUAAUAGUCUUACAGGUGAGUUUCCUACGACAUUAGGAUCUCUUGUAGGACUUCAAACUUUGAAUUUGUCAAGGAACUUUUUAAGAGGCAGGAUUCCAUAUACUAUUGGUGGAAUGAAGUCAUUAGAAACAUUGGAUUUGUCAUUCAACAACUUAUCAGGCGUUAUUCCUCAAGAUUUGUCAAAAUUGACUGCUUUGGACCAUUUAAAUCUUUCUUACAAUAAUUUAUCAGGGGAUAUUCCUUCCGGAUUUCAACUUCAAACACUUCUAGAUGCUUCCAUUUAUAUGGGCAAUGCUUAUCUUUGUGGGGAUUUGAUUAAUAAGAGUUGCUCUAAUGAUGUCGACAACAAUGUGACAAAGGAAGAGUUGCAAAAGAGUAAAUCAUAAAUAUUUCUAUCAAUUUACUUUGGUGCCUCACUUGGAUAUGUGAUUGGAUUAUGGAGUGUGUUUAUAAUCCUACUAUCCAAACACAAUUGGAGGAAUUUGUAUUUUCAUUUGAUUGACAAAGUUCAUGUACCAUUAAAGUAGGGUAACUAAAUAAUGUU
Messenger RNA from Zingiber officinale, 3756 nucleotides. Its product is annotated as receptor-like protein EIX2. The transcript has a single exon. Gene Ontology annotation, molecular function: protein binding. NCBI's taxonomy places the organism in Eukaryota, Viridiplantae, Streptophyta, Magnoliopsida, Zingiberales, Zingiberaceae. The record is from RefSeq and is a predicted model, not a curated record. Bases 257 to 3598 code for a protein of 1113 amino acids.